AUGGGAGGUUUCAAGGCCGCUGCCGCGCUGCUCGUCGUCGCCAUCCUCAUUGCGAGUGAGGUGGGAGUGUCAGUGGCGCUGGUAGAACCGACCAACAAAGGGACGACUGCUGGCGGCGGCGGCACCGACCCGACUGGUACUGCAGCCAUGGGAGCGAAUGCCGCUGCGCCCACCGACGUGGUGCGGCUGUAUGUGCGAAUGGACACGAUGAUGCUCCUCGGCUCGCUCGCGCAGCCGCGCAAAGUCCGAUUCGAAUUUGAGCGCUGCGUAUCCGUGGGGAAGGUGAUGCCCGAAGUCGCGUCCGCGAGCGGCGGCGGCGCGAGCGGCGGAGGAGGAGGAUGCGCGGUGGACGCGCUGCUGUUGUGGGACGUGUUUUUGGGUGACGCGCAUUUCGAGCGCACGGUGUGCAGCGCGGUGCAGCUGUUCGCGUCGCCCGACUGCUCGGGUACUGCAGCGGCGAAGUACCAAAACACAGUUUACCACACAAGGGACAUGAGUGCGUUCAAGAUGGACUGCAUCAAGACAAACGACAGCAUGGAGGUGGGGUGCCACCCUCGCUUUCACUAUGUAUUUCCCUCACGCUCUAUCUUCCUUCCCUCUCACAUCCUGUCCCGUCCUACAUACCCCUCCUCCUCUACCUGCCUCUCCGCCUCCUUUUUGCACCCUGUCCAUUGUCCCAAUCUCCCUUCUCUCAUCCUGUCCCGUCCUACAUCCCCCUCCUCCUCUAUCUGCCUCUCCGCCUCUCCCUCCCACGCUCUCCUCCCUCCCUCCCUCCCACUCUGUUCUGCUUUCUCCUUCUCUAUUCCUCCUCCUCCUCCUCCUCCUCCUCCUCCUCCUCCUCCUCCUCCUCCUCCUCCUCCUCCUCCUCCUCCUCCUCCUCCUCCUCCUCCUCCUCCUCCUCCUCCUCCUCCUCCUCUCUCAUCCUGUCCCGUCCUACAUACCCCUCCUCCUCUACCUGCCUUCUCUCUCUCUCUCUCUCUCUCUCUCUCUCUCUCUCUCUCUCUCUCUCUCUCUCUCUCUCUCUCUCUCUCUCUCUCUCUCCCUCUCCCCUCUUCCCCUCUUCCGUCUCUCCCUCUCCCUCCUCUCAAUCAUCUUCCAAGUGUGUGCUAA
Messenger RNA from Closterium sp. NIES-65, 1110 nucleotides. The record is from the annotation of a GenBank genome assembly. NCBI's taxonomy places the organism in Eukaryota, Viridiplantae, Streptophyta, Zygnematophyceae, Desmidiales, Closteriaceae.